UCUUUUCAGUUUUCCCAUUUUCCAUUUUGUGAUUCUAAUGGGUAAUAUUGAUAUGAAACUCUCCAUGCAUUCAAUCUUGAUGGAGACAAUCAGAUCCUCUUUGUCUCUCUCUCUCUCUCCCCAUACAACCUUCUUUCCCAUCUCUCUGUCUUCACCAAACUUUCUUAACCCAAAGUUGCAAUAAGAGUUUGGUGACCGGAUUUAAUGAUAGUAAAUGAAUUAACCAAAUAAAGUUAAUUUGCAUGCAUCAGCUCUUCUUCUUCUACUUAGAUAAUUAGCUCUAUUUAAACAAGAUGCGAGUAAUGCUUUUAAGCCAUCGCAUUCUCUCCUUCUGCAUCUUCCUAUCCUUUCCAGCUAAAAAAAACAAGAAAAUGUAUUAUUCCAGCAAAAUCUCCCUUGCUCUCGUGUGCUUCUUCUUCCUUGGCUUCGGCACUACCGCGGCGACGGCGGCCGCCUGCAGCAAAGAACCAGUUUUAUUCAACUUCGGAGAUUCCAACAGCGACACAGGCGGCGCUUCUGUUCUUGGAGGGAAGCCGCUCGAGUUCCCGGAGGGGCGAACAUUCUUUCACGAGCCAACCGGCCGUGUAAGCGAUGGUCGCCUCAUCCUCGACUUUUUGUGCGAGAGUCUGGAGACGAAGUUCUUGACCCCAUAUCUGGAGCUCUUCACUCCGGACUUCUCAAACGGCGUCAACUUCGCCUUGGCCGGCGCCGACUCUCGCCUGGGAAUAAGCAUCCCUCCAAAUGCGUUCACGCUGGGCAACCAAUUUGCCGAAUUCAGUCGCUUCCAAAACGUCUCCAUUCGCCGUGGCUCUCUUGAUGCAGGGCAGGUGAAAUCUGCUCUCUUCAUGUUGGAUAUCGGCCAAAACGAUCUCCAAUUCGACAGCAAUACCCUAACUCCCCAACAAGUGCUCGAGAGAGUCCCCAUAGUCGCCUCCAACAUUAGGGAUACUAUGCAGAAGCUAUACCAGCUGGGUGGGAGAAAUUUCUGGGUGCACAACACGGGGCCGUUGGGCUGUUUGCCUAACAACGUAGCCCGCAUAAAUGCAUCCACGGUGGUGGACGAGUACGGCUGCGUUUCCGACAGGAACAAAGCAGCUGCCGCCUUGAACUCCCAGCUUGAGCAUCUCUGUCGGGAGCUGCAGUCGGAGAUGAGCGACUCCACCAUCGUCUACGUGGACAUCUACUCCAUCAAGCUGGACUUGAUCGUCAAUGCGACAUCCUAUGGGUUCGAGAAUCCCUUCGUGGAGUGCAAGCCUAAGGGGCAGAGUGUGUGCCCGGAGGGAUCGCGCUAUGUGAGCUGGGAUGGAUUUCAUUACACAGACGCGGCUAAUAUGUUGGUUGCGUCUAAAAUACUCUCCACCAAUUUCUCUACUCCUUCACUUCCAUUUCAUUUUUUUUGCAAUUAAUCUACUUUCGUUAGUCUCCACUAAAUUUGUAAUAAUCCUGCGGCUUGCAUUGGAUUGAGCAUUGUUCAUCACUUGUCUUUUAUGCUAAUUGCAAGUGGCAUUCUCA
Molecule: messenger RNA, 1512 nt
Organism: Salvia miltiorrhiza (redroot sage)
Lineage: Eukaryota; Viridiplantae; Streptophyta; Magnoliopsida; Lamiales; Lamiaceae
Product: GDSL esterase/lipase LIP-4-like
Exons: 5
Coding region: 294-1406 (370 amino acids)
Molecular function (GO): hydrolase activity, acting on ester bonds
Source: RefSeq, a predicted model, not a curated record